Molecule: messenger RNA, 3761 nt
Organism: Catharus ustulatus (Swainson's thrush)
Lineage: Eukaryota; Metazoa; Chordata; Aves; Passeriformes; Turdidae
Product: immunoglobulin superfamily member 10-like
Exons: 3
Coding region: 93-3749 (1218 amino acids)
Biological process (GO): cell-cell adhesion
Cellular component (GO): cell-cell junction
Molecular function (GO): cell adhesion molecule binding
Source: RefSeq, a predicted model, not a curated record
CCACCCCUGCAGUGACAGCUCUCACACCACCAGCUGUGCCUCUGAGCCCUGCACCUGCAGAGCCUCUCCCUGGGAGCACCCAUGCAGGCUCCAUGACCAAAGCAGCAGCACUGGGGGUCCCUGCCAGCCCCGAGACACCUCAGCAGAGGCCCAGGGCAGCCCCACCGACAUCAGCAGCCCCGGGCACCUGGAGGAGCACCUGGAGGAGCACCUGGAGGAGCACCCAGUCAGCAGCAUCCCUGCCUGGCAGUGUGACUGCCCAGAGCCCCACCGUGGCACCCCAGAGCACACCAGUCACACAGAGGAGCACCCAACUGGCCACAGCACCAGCUGCUAGCCCUGCCCAGACCCCCACCAUGGCUCUCCAAACCUCCCCGUGGCUGGACCAGCCCCCUGGUGCCACGAGUGCCCGACCUGCUGCGGUCAGUGCCACGCCAGUGCCUGCUCAGCACAUCCGAGCCACUGCCACGGCAGGAGGAAAACCCUACCUGCAGCUGGGGGAGGGAGACGUCCAGGAAAAGCAGGGAGCACAUCCCACCGCCCCAGCAAGAGCCGUGCCAAGCCCUGCUGCAGUCCCUGCUCCCACCACAGCCGCCCCCGGAGCCUCGGAACCCCCACGGGGGGGUGGCCAGAGCCAGCUCCAGCCCGGGCCACCUCCCCAGGGCACGGACAGGGGCAACACCCUGCACUCACCACAAACCGCAGCCCCGUGGGGAAGGGACAAGGACAGCUCUGCCCGUGCCUGGGCUGAACGGCGACAAGGUCAGGACACCACCAGCACCCCCAGUGCCGUCACCUCAGGCUCUGCCAGCAGAAACCGUUUCUCAGAGCCCAGAAUAGUGGGAGGGAAAUUGGCUGCUUACACUCUGCCGGCGAAUUCUGAUGCUUUUAUUCCUUGUGAAGCUACUGGGAACCCCCCUCCAACAAUACAGUGGACCAAGAUACCAUCAGGGCGCGGCCCCGCAGGUGCCCGCUGGGCAGUGCUGGCCAACGGGACGCUGUUCAUCGCCCGGGCGGGGCUGCAGGACGCGGGUCAGUACCUGUGCACGGCGGCCAACGCGCUCGGCGUGGCCCGGCUGCUGGUCACUCUGGCCGUGCUGGCCUCUCCGCCCCGCAUCGCCCGCGGCCCCCAGCGCCUGCUGACCGCGCACUCCGGCACCAGCGUGGCGCUGGCCUGCAGAGCCCAGGGCUGGCCGCCUCCCUCCAUCUCCUGGCUCCUGGCGAACGGCACCCGCCUGUCGCACUCCGCGUCCUCGGCGAGCGACAGAGCGCGCGUGGAGCCGGACGGCACGCUGGUCAUCCGGGCGGUCACUGUGUACGACCGGGGCCUCUACAGCUGCCGGGCCAGCAGCGCCGCGGGCUCGGACACGCUGGCCGUGAAGCUGCAGGUGGUGGCCGCCCCUCCCGGCAUCCUGGAGGAGAAGAGGCAGAGCGUGUCCGGGGCGCUGGGGGACAGCCUGCGGCUCCCCUGCACGGCGCAGGGCACCCCCGAGCCCGCGGUGCACUGGGUGCUGCCCGACGGCACCGCCCUGAGACCCCUGCAGCUGCUGCACCCCCGGCUCCUGGUGCUCCCCAACGGCACCCUGCACCUGGGCAGCCUGGCCCCCGCCGACAGCGGCACCUACGAGUGCAUCGCCACCAGCUCCACGGGCUCGGACAGGAGGGUGGUCAGCCUCGAGCUGCAGCGCACAGACACGCUCCCGAAAAUCGCCAUCGCCUCCCCACGGCUGACCCGGCUGAGCUUUGGGGACAGGCUGCUGCUGAACUGCACAGCCAGCGGGGAGCCCGAGCCCAGGAUAAUCUGGAGGCUGCCCUCCAAGGCUGUUGUGGACCAGUGGCACAGAAUGGGAAGUCGGAUCCACGUCUACCCCAACGGAUCCCUGGCUAUCGAGGCAGUUACAGAAAAGGACGCAGGUGAUUACCUGUGCGUCGCCAGGAACAGGAUCGGGGAUGAUCUGAUCCUGAUGAAAGUCGGCGUCACAAUGAAACCAGCCAAGAUCGAGCACAAACAGCAGUUCAAGAAACUGGUGCCAUACGGGAAGGAUUUCAGAGUGGACUGCAAGGCCUCGGGGUCGCCCACACCAGAGAUCUCGUGGGGCCUGCCGGACGGCACGGUGGUGAACAAUGCCAUGCUGGCUGAUGACAGCGGGCACAGGGCGCGCAGGCUCGUCCUCUUCGACAACGGCACUCUGUACCUCAACAAAGCCGGAGUGGCAGAGGGAGGAGAUUACACGUGCUACGCCCAGAACACCCUGGGGAGGGACGAGAUGAAGAUCCACGUCACGGUCGUUGUGGCAGCCCCUCAGAUAAAGCACAAUUACAAGACACACGUUACAGUGGCAGCUGGAGACACAGCCCUGCUGGACUGUGAAGCUGCUGGAGAGCCCAGGGCGCAGAUAUUCUGGCUGCUGCCUUCCAGUGAGAUGAUCUCCUCGUCCACAGACAGGCACUCCCUGCACGCCAAUGGCUCGCUGUCCAUCGGCCGGGCUGGCCUGCGGGAUGCUGGCGAGUACCUGUGCGUGGCUCGGAACGCUGGCGGGGACGACACCAAGCUGUACAAGCUGGACGUGGCUGCCAAACCCCCCACCAUAAACGGUGUGUCCAGGAACAAAACCAUCAUGAAGGUGACGGCGGUGAGGCACUCCAAGAAGCACAUCGACUGCCGGGCAGAAGGGACUCCUGCUCCUGAGAUUAUGUGGAUCAUGCCCGAUAACAUUUUCCUGACAGCCCCGUACUACGGGAGCAGGAUCGUGGUGCACAGGAACGGGACGCUCGAGAUCCGCAACAUCAGGCCCUCGGACACAGCAGAAUUCAUCUGUGUGGCACGCAACGCUGCGGGAGAGACUGUGCUGGUGGUGCAGCUGGAGGUCACAGAAAUGCUGCGGAGACCAAUGUUCAGAAACCCUUUCAACGAAAAAAUAAUAGCAAAACCCGGGAAAGCCAUCACCCUGAACUGUUCCGUGGAUGGAAACCCUCCCCCAGACAUCAGCUGGAUGCUGCCCAACGGCACGUGGUUUUCCAGCAGCAUCAGGACACCCCAGUUUGCCACGGGGAGCAACGGGACCCUGACCAUCGCCAGCCCCGAGGGGCGGCACGCCGGGCGCUACCGCUGCGCCGCCCGCAACCAGGUGGGCUACAUAGAAAAGCUGAUGGUGCUGGAGGUUGCCCAGAAGCCCAAAAUCCUGAGCCCUGCAGGGCUGGUGAAGGGUGUGAGCGGGGAGCCGCUGUCCCUUCACUGCCUGGCCGAGGGCAGCCCCAGGCCCAGCGUGGCGUGGGCGCUGCCCGGGGGCCGCGUCCUGGAGCGGCCGCAGGCCAGCGGGAGGCUGGUGCUGCUGGAGAACGGCACCCUGCUCAUCCGGGCAGCCUCUGCCCAGGACACGGGCAGCUACCUGUGCCGGGCCAGCAACGCUGCCGGGGACUCCUCGCUCAGCGUUGCCGUGGUGGUCUCAGCCUACGCCCCGCGCAUCGUGGGCAGAGCCCCCCCAGCCGUGCGCGCCCCGCCCGGGGCAGCGCUCCAGCUCCACUGCGCCGCGCUGGGCAUCCCCAAACCGGAGAUCUCCUGGGAGUUACCCGACGGCUCCGUGCUCUCCACGGCCCAGCAGGGCCGGGGCUCUGGGGGCCAGCUGCUGCACCCCACGGGCACCCUGCUCCUGCAGAGCGCCCGCGGCUCCAGCUCGGGGCUGUACAGGUGCACGGCCAGGAACGCCCUGGGCACCGACACUGCCCUCACCCACCUGCACGUCCUCUGAGGCACAACAGAG